Messenger RNA from Sorex fumeus (smoky shrew), 2477 nucleotides. It is a transcript of the gene PIGW, whose product is annotated as phosphatidylinositol glycan anchor biosynthesis class W. Gene Ontology annotation, biological process: protein localization to plasma membrane; GPI anchor biosynthetic process. NCBI's taxonomy places the organism in Eukaryota, Metazoa, Chordata, Mammalia, Eulipotyphla, Soricidae. Gene Ontology annotation, molecular function: glucosaminyl-phosphatidylinositol O-acyltransferase activity. The transcript is spliced from 2 exons. Gene Ontology annotation, cellular component: endoplasmic reticulum; membrane. The record is from RefSeq and is a predicted model, not a curated record. The coding region runs from base 383 to 1891 and encodes 502 amino acids.
CCGAGCCCUAAUCUUGCACCGCGAGCUCGGACCCCACUACCCGGGCCGGAUCUCGCGGUGGGGGGAAGCGUGGGGUGCAGCUGUUACGUCGGGGCCGUUUCGGCAGCCUGGAGGCCAAGCGGGGGAAGAGUCCACCCCAGCGGCCGGGAGUGGCGAGCUGCUGGGAGCGGAGGCAGCGGCCGGCCGGGCGAGGGACGCGCAGACGCUGCGGCGCCGGAAGCGCGGCUGGGAGGCGGAAGUGGCUCGCUCCGGGCGGUGUAACUGGGCAUCUGGUGGGAGAGCGGCCGCCUGGACCCCACCGGAGCGUGUGAGCAUGUGUCUGUCAAGAAAAGGACUCUCAUUUUAAACGCUAGCGGAUCUGGAUUAGAUUGAGGUAAGAAAAAUGUCUCAAAAACAGAUGAAGGAAGCUUUUGUCAGUAACCUCAAUGGAACCAGUGUGCUGGAAGUCACUGAGGGCUUGUGCUUGCCAGUCCUGUGUAUCCUGCUCAGAGGACUCCUGCUUAUUCUCUUCCAGCAUGUGUGUUCUUCGCAUAGUUGGAGAACUCGAUUCUUGAUUGACUUUGUUGUCCUAAUUGUUCCCAUGGUGACCAUUUUGACUAUUUUGGCUUCCUUUGUCCUCCUGGAGAACCUCCUUUUAAUUCUCUUUGGGGCAGGGCUGUUCUAUCACAUAUACAGCAGGAGGACUUGCUUUGACAGAUUGCCUUUCAAAAAAAUCCUGGAAAAAUUCUUGAAAAUCAGUCUAGAAUCAGAAUAUAUUCCAGCCAUUACCUGUUUCCGUGUAAUUAACAGUGUAUUCACUGCUGUUGCCAUUUUGGCUGUGGAUUUCCCAAUUUUUCCCAGAAGAUUUGCCAAGGCAGAGCUCUAUGGGAUAGGAGCAAUGGAUUUUGGAGUAGGAGGCUUUGUUUUUGGAGCUGCAAUUGUUUCUCCAGAGAUUAGGAAAAAAUAUACAGAAGGGUUUAGAUUUAGUUAUCUUCUAAGGUUAGUAUACUCUAUUUGGCCAUUAAUUUUCCUUGGUAUAGGACGAUCAGCUGUUAUAAAAUCUAUAGACUAUCAGGAACAUGUAACUGAAUAUGGAGUUCACUGGAAUUUUUUCUUUACUUUAAUAGUUGUGAAAUUGAUAACAUCACUGCUUUUGGUUAUUUUCCCUGUAAAUAAAUCCUGGAUUGUGGCCACUGGCAUUUCUAUAUUUUACCAGCUAGCCCUUGACUUUACCUCACUGAAAAUGUUAAUUUUGCAUGGCACUGAUGGCAAUGGCACAAGAGUUGGUUUACUAAAUGCCAACAGAGAAGGAAUAAUAUCUUCUGUAGGGUAUGUGGCAAUUCACAUGGCUGGUGUGCAAACCGGUUCAUAUAUAUUUAGAAAAAGAACACAGGUCAAAGAUUGGAUACAAGUGGCAUGUUGUAUUCUGUUAGUAGCUAUUAGUCUCUUCAUAUCUCUUUCCGUAGUUCAGGUAAAGGUAGAAGCAGUAUCUCGAAGGAUGGCUAAUCUAGCCUUUUGUAUUUGGAUAGUUGCUUCUUGCUUGAUCAUUCUUAGUACUUUGUUAUUCUGCGAUAUAAUUUUGAGUUUUGCCAAAUUUCUAGUUAAAGAAGCUCUGGUUCCCUGUUCUUGGAAACUUACCCAGUUGCCUGCAACCCAUAAGAACAAUAUAGAAUCUCUAAAGUCUAAGACUGAAAGAAAGGAACCCAGUCUUUGUUUAAUCACAGCCCUGAACAGAAAUCAGUUAGUUUUUUUCUUGCUGUCAAAUAUAACAACUGGCCUGAUCAACCUGUCACUAGAUACACUACAUAGCAGUACUUUAUGUGCCUUGUUUGUGCUCAGUCUCUAUAUGUUUACAAACUGCUUUAUUAUAUAUAUGCUACACUUGCGAGAUAUAACUAUAAAAUUUUGGUGAUCAAUAUGAGUAGAAUAUUAUCUGUAAACAAGAGUAUUUUAAUAUGGAAGAAUAAAUGUGAAGAAAGUAUGUCUCUGGCAAACCAGUGUUAACUAUAUCAAAUUAUAAAAUUUAAGUGUUUAUGCCCUAGGCCCAUUGUAACAGCAUUGUGCUUGAGAUUUGUUUUUGUUUUGUUUUGUUUUGAUUUUUUUGCUUUUUGGGUCACACCCGACGAUGCACAGAGGUUACCCCUGCCUCAUACACUCAGGAAUUACUCCUGGUGGUGCUCAGGGGACCAUGUGAGAUGCAGUGAAUCAAACCCAAGUUGGCUGUGUGCAAGGCAAACGCCCUACCCGCUGUACUAUCGCUCCAGCCCCUGUGCUUGAGAUUUGAAUCUCUUUCACGAUACUUUCAAAUCUAAAGAGAAGAAACAAAACCUGAUUUAUUAAAAUAUUUGUGAAUUUCAGUUUUUAUUUGGGGCCGAGUAAUUUGGCCUCUACGCAGUGGUACAAAAGGAUUCUCCCAGCUUGAUGCUUGGGCCUUGAAACUUAACCAAAGGUUGGGAAAGAGGAUUUUUAAAUUAUAUCAUUACUUACCUGUACUUUUU